Molecule: messenger RNA, 2300 nt
Organism: Poecilia reticulata (guppy)
Lineage: Eukaryota; Metazoa; Chordata; Actinopteri; Cyprinodontiformes; Poeciliidae
Source: RefSeq, a predicted model, not a curated record
ACGAAUGAAAUGCUCGGAAUAACAGCCAUAGACAUAAUGAUAACAACAUUGUCCAGUUUUUUUUUUUUUAGAUGGAAACUGAAUCAAAUGUGUGUUCAUAAAAAUAAAGCUUGUUGCUUAAUUGCUAAAAAGACAUAGAGCAGUGUCUAACAUGUCGACUAGUUAGCAUUAGCGCUCAGACUCAGUCUCACUCUGCGAGUAAACAACACAAAGGUUCCACUUGCCACAGGACCUAACAAAAAGGAGCACCUUAGGUUUUGCUGCAUUGCUGCAGCAGAGUAUUUGCCCUGUGGUCAAUGGAGUCACUCAACACGUUUGAAUCUGAAAUGGAGCCUGAUGGGCAGACAAACUACUCUCUUUUUCCUGCUCUGGAUAGUAUAGCAAGCCUGUCUGGGACAGCAGAGAAUCUAGAGAGUGAACCACCCAGUGAAAUUACUGAGAAACCAAAUCUCACAUGGCUUGAUGCCGCUCAGAUCGUACUGGAGGAAGCUGGCCGUCCCAUGCACAUAAAGGAGAUUAAGCAGAGAAUCAUUGACCGGGAACUUGUUCAAUCCAAUGCAAAAUCGAGCCUGGAAGCCGUCAUGUAUCGUGAGACACAAAAAGGCAGCAGGAGAUUCAAGAGGAUUGAAAACAGAAACGGAGUCUUUGCAUUACUGACCGAUGGGGAGCGGCAGCAGGCCCUCACAGCCCAGGCUUUCCUCAGCUCGCCGCCGCCAGCGCCUCAGAGCGGAGCCUCCAGCUCUGGCUCCGGGGCCUCCAUGCCUGCGUUUCCCUCUCCCUCAAGUUCCUCGGAGCAGAAACCGAAGAUAAAGAGGGGCCAGCGAAAAAAACAAAACGAGAAGUACAGACUCAAGUACCAGAGGCUGCGCAAAGCUGCUCGCACCAUGAUAUUUGAAAAUGCUGCACUCUGUGAUGAAAUUGCUCACACAGAAGAGAAGUUUCUAAGAGCAAAAGAGGAGCGCAAGUUCUUAUUAAAGUCCUUGUUGCAAUACCAGACUCUGUCAGAGGGGGAGCUACUGCCUACACCUAGUUCCAGCUCCGUUCCUUCUGUUCCACCUGCGGCACUGACUUCAGCUCCUGCUGCAGGGGCUUCAGGCUCGUCUUUGGCACAUAACCCAAUGUCACUGGUGUCAAUAGGAGAGGAGGGCCUCCUUAAAAAACCCAAGAAAGAAAGGAAAGACCGGGGAAAGGAAAACGGAAAGGAAGAAUUUCCGAAGAAGAUGUCCAAGAAGAGGAAGCUGGCAGACGGGUCACGCAGACUGGUGCAGCCCAUUCCGCUGGACUCAUCGGGUCGUCCCGUGUUUCCCAUCGUACUCGGAGGUUUAACAGUCUACAGCCUAGGAGAGAUAAUCACAGACAGGACUUUGUUUUACGAUGAGUGUGCCAUAUACCCAGUGGGCUUCUGCAGCACGCGUGUCUAUGCCAGCAUGAAACACCCUGAGCAGCAGUGUCUCUACACCUGCCAAAUUAAGGACGGGGGGACAGGUCCACAGUUUGAGAUUGUACCUGAAGAAGAUCCUCAGAAUGCCAUCGUAGCCUCCUCUGCUCUGACAUGCCAUUCAAAUCUGCUGAAGGCUAUCGCGUCCAACAGUUCCCAGGCCGUGGUGCCCAUAAUUCCAUCAGGAGCGGACUUCUUCGGCUUUUCUCAUCCAACUAUUCAGAAUCUCAUCCAGAGCUGUCCUGGAGCUCGCAAAUGUAGCAACUACAGAUGGGUUCGUUUCGAGGUGUGUCGUCAUAGUGAUGGCCAGCUCCCUCGCGGCCUAUCAGAAGAUGACGCCUCGAUUAGCUUUGAGGCCUACCUGAGACACCAAGGCCUGCAUGGGAGCAUCAAGAUGGAGCACAUCACAGGACAAUCGCCUCCAUCUCCUAGUUCCUCGCAUCAGCAACACCAGACCUCUCCCACCAUGAAGCCCUCCACUUCUUAUUUUGGCUCUUGAGUCCUCUCUGAACUCGCGUAUUUUUUCCUUCAGUUCACCAUUUCAAAAAUCAGAGGCUUGUUGAACUCAAACAUUUCUAGUGUGUGAUCUUUCAGGAUUUCUCCAAUGAAAUACCCACGAGUGUCUACAUGGUAAACAUGGCUGAGCUGUUGCGAGCAAAAAAUCAAAUAUCUGGUUUCUGUAUGUUAAUAUAAAGGGAGAUGUCUGUUUGUAGAAAUGAUCUUUAUGUUGUUCCAUUUUUUAAAAGUAUAAAAUCUUGUCUAUCAACGUGGAUUACAGAAGCAAACGUUACAUAACUGUGUAUAAUCACGAUGAAGAGUUGUAUAUAUAAUUAAAAUGCCAUUUAAAUGUUUUGUCCCAAGA